AUGAUUUUUACAUAUUCAACGACACGUUGUUACAACGCGAAUCGAACCGACAAACCGACAUUGCGCGAAUUGGGUCGUUUGCAACUGGCGUAUCUAUCUGGACUCUUGGAUACCGUUAACGAUGACUAUCAGGACGAUAAAUACCGAAGCAGUGGUAACGACAACGACAAUGACGAUGACGAGGACAGCGGUCGCACGGACGAAAACGGUCGAAUCAUGCCAUCGUUCUUAGCGCACCAAGCGGAGCAAUUGCAAAAUCCAAUAAAGAUCAGAAAAUUAUCCGAAGCCAUUCGUCGAGACGCCCAAGAUCUGCACAUUCUGAUCGAUCCGUACCAGUUGCUGCUUCGAAUGUACGAUAUACAGUGCGACGUGUCGAUCAAUAUGACCGAUAUGGCUCUAGCCAAUUUCCUUCGUAAUUUUCUGGACGAAAGUGACUGCAACAAACGCCCGAGUUCGCUCGGGCAGUUGCCACCACCACCACCACCACCAUUACCACUAUCGCAGCAAUCACCGUUGCUGCAAAAGCUACCGAUGUUACCGCGGACGAUAGCACCGCAGCAACUACCGGUCAACAGAAAUGCAAACGCAAGGCUUCUCCUCGCGCACCGAAAACGGCAAAACGAGCGAAGAUUGCGAGAAACAGUAUGCCUUUUCUACAGACAGAUGUUACCAUUCCGAUUCAGCAGACUCAACUCUUUCUAAGGCCAAAAUGUUACGCGCCAAAAUGUUACGCGCGCGGAACGCGGAAAUGAAAGUGGCUUCGAUCAAACGUUCGAGAUGUGGUCAACAAGAUGAAGGAAGGAAUAUAGAUAGACUAUCCAACCACGUGGCGAUCCAACGACAAUUUGUUCAAUCUCAAUUUUAUCGCCGGCGCGGGCGAUAAUCGUACCGUACGACGAGAUUACACCGUACGCGUUGUCGCACCGUGCCAUGAGAUCGUUGUCGCAUCGUACAGGUUGCACCACUAUCGUAGCUUGUCGGCUUAUCGUGGCGCGCGAUAUCGGAGAAAAACCCGGAGGAUAUAAUUUACUUCCGAGACGAGUUGCGUUCAGUGUUAGCCCUUGCGAAAAAACGAACUGUACGCUUUAACGCACCAACCACGACUACGAUAUACAACGGUGGAAACGAAGACUUGGCGUUGUUGGACGAUCCGUUGAAAGCGAAGAAUCUACUGGUAGAUAUGGAACGAUUCGAUCUUGAUCUGCCACAACUAGCUACUGUUCAGAGAAACAAUGCCAAAAGAUCUACCACGGCCGCGACGGUUCGUACACACGAUGACGUCACUUUUGUAAGAUCGACGCAACCUCGUUCAUUUCACGAACUGGUAUGUAUCGUCGCGACGUACGAAAUGUUGAAUCCAGACAAACGGAAACGUAUUCUCAGCGAAAUAUUGAGUUCUCUCGAUUCCGUGGAACGAGAGCUUUGCACAAGCCGUGUAACUUGUCAAAAGUUCAAUAUCAUGCGAUUUCUGUGCUAUGGAAUUGAUAAAAAUAUCGAUGCAAUACGCAAACAGACUCUGCAGCGCAUAAAGCUUAUGGGUUUUCACGGUCUGAAAAAUCUAACCGACAAGAUGAUGAUCAAGAACAUCGAUUUCUGGUAUGAUUACAAAUCGGAAAGUUCUGUCGAAAUUGCAUCAACGCUCUGUUGAAAUUGUCUAACGGUCGAAACGGUCUAUGUCCUGAGUUCGCUCGAGAAGCUGCCAAUACCACCACCACCACCACCGCAGCAACCACCAGUCAACAGAAACGCAAAGCUUCUCCUUGCGCACCGAAAACGGCGAAUCGAGCCAAGACUGCGAAAAACAGUAUAUCUCUUCAACCGACGGAUGUUACCGUUCGAUACAGCAGACUCAACUCUUCCUGAGGGACCAAAAUGUUACGCGCGCGGAACGCGGAAAUGAAAACAGAGUUUCGCGGAACAAACAAGAACUCUAUUUCUAUCUAUAUACAAGAGAGCGUUUUAAGAAGCCGAGAGAAAUCAGAGACACGUCCGCCGGCAAGCGCAAUCUCUCUUCAACUCCUCGUUGACACUUCGUUGCCGUAGCAAACAACUGAUCGGCAGCUGACUCGCGGUCGAGAAGUAUAUCGGGCGGCGCGCGUAACAAUAUUAUUUUAGAUAUAAAGUAUGUAACAUAAAUAAUAUAUAAUAUAUUGGUUAAAUAAAAAACUAAACAAAGAAAUAUA
Messenger RNA from Odontomachus brunneus, 2183 nucleotides. RefSeq lists its product as uncharacterized. Bases 1 to 702 code for a protein of 233 amino acids. Lineage: Eukaryota; Metazoa; Arthropoda; Insecta; Hymenoptera; Formicidae. The transcript has 2 exons. The record is from RefSeq and is a predicted model, not a curated record.